Messenger RNA from Coffea eugenioides, 2679 nucleotides. RefSeq names its product disease resistance protein At4g27190-like. Gene Ontology annotation, molecular function: ATP hydrolysis activity; ADP binding. The coding region runs from base 1 to 2679 and encodes 892 amino acids. The record is from RefSeq and is a predicted model, not a curated record. The transcript has 3 exons. Lineage: Eukaryota; Viridiplantae; Streptophyta; Magnoliopsida; Gentianales; Rubiaceae.
AUGGCUAUCAAUGAUUGUGCUCUUACCAUUGCAGGCGCAAUGGCAGAAAAUUGUGUUGAUCCAGUUCUGCACCAAUGUCAGUAUUUGUUUCGCUACAGAAGCAACGUUCUAACUCUGAGGGAUGAGAUAAAAAAACUUGAACUAAAGAAAGAUGAAGUGCAACAAUUAGUUGAUGCAGCAAUUAACAAUGGUAAAUCAAUUAAACCAAAUGUCAUUGACUGGCUAAAACAAGUUGAUGAUCUAAAGAAAGAGGCAGACGCCAUUUUUAGGCAUAUGGAAAAUGUCAAGAUGAAUUGCCUUAAUGUCAGGCUUCCAAAUUUGAAGUCACAUUAUUUGCUAGGCCGAGAUGCUGACAAAAGAAAAAAUGCUGCUCAAAAACUUCUGAGCGAGGGGCAAUUUGAUGAAGUUGGAUACACUGCUCCAUUAGAGAAAAUGUCUUUUAGUGAAUCAACCCUACUCUUAGAGGAAGGACUAGCUACUCUGAUGUCAACAAAGAAGGAAGUGAUGAGAGUUCUAGAGCAGGACAAAACAAAUCUUAUUGUGAUUUGUGGUAUGGCUGGUGUUGGCAAGACUACCUUGGUGAACCAAAUUGCAGACCAAGUUAAGUAUGGAAAAUUAUUUUAUAAGGUGGCCAUGUUAACUAUGUCUAAAAAUCCAAGCAUGAGAAAUGCUCAAAAUCAGCUUGCUGAGCAGUUAGGGGUGCAAAUUCCAGCACAUAUUGAUGGUGCCAGAUUUGGACAAACAAUAUAUAAUAAACUAAGUGGGAGAGUUCUUGUUAUAUUGGAUGAGAUUUGGAAAGAAGUUGACUUCAAGAGUCUUGGGAUUCCUGUUAGCGAGAAGAUAAAAGUUAUAGUGACAUCUCAGUCCCCCUGUGUUUGCAGGAACAUGGGAGCUAAAAUUGUUGGGGUUAAUGCCUUGCCUGAGGAAGAAGCAUGUUAUCUUUUUAAAGCGGUUGCAGGAAUUUCUGAUGAUUCUGUUUUGAGUGAUGUUGCAAAACAGUUUGCAGAGGAAUGCAAAGAAGAUUAUAGCAUUCCAGUUGAAUGUUUGGUCAGGUACGGCAAAGGGCUAGAUUUGUUCAACGAGAGAGACACGUUAGGUGAUGUAAGAAGCAGAGUAGACGUGCUUGUUAAUGACCUCAGGAAUUACCAUUUGUUGCUGGAUGAUAGUGAAAGAGAAGACCAUGUAAAAUUGCAUGAUGUCGUGCGAGAAACUUGCUUGAAAAUUGCAUCAAAAGGCGAGCAUGUAUUUUUGGUAGGGAAUGCUAGAGAGGAAGAAAGGCACCAACUACCGGAUUCAUUUGGUCCUUACACGGCUAUUUCACUAACAUUAGAAGGUUCCAUUAGACUAUUUCCAUUUGGCGAGGAAUGUCCAAGGCUUAAGCUAUUGCGUUUGGUAUUCCAAUCAGGCAAAGUGAACCUAUCAAAAGAUGCUUUCGAAGGAAUGGAAGAUCUCAGGGUCAUGGAGUUAAACAAUUCACACGCAGAAUUUUCGCUAUCAUGGCCAGGCCAAAUGUUAACGAGCCUUCGGACAUUGUGCCUGGAUUAUUGUGUAUUGGACACUGGAACGUCAUCAAUGCUUGGUUAUAUGAUGCAAUUGGAAAUGUUGAGCUUCUUUAAAUCCAGACUUCAGGAUGAUCAGUUUCCAGUGGAGAUUGCUCGGUUGAGUAAUUUAAAGUCGUUGGAUUUGAGGGUCGAGCGAAGUCAGCAGCCGUUGCCUCAUGGUGUCCUGUCAAGCUUGAAGAAACUAGAAGAAUUGUAUAUGGGAUCUCCUCACCAUUUGCGGCUGGGGAGAGACAAAGAAGAAGAAAGAGGAUGCCUUGAAGAGAUCGCAUCACUCUCUUGCCUUGAGUGUCUCCAAAUUCAUGUCUAUGACCUUAACCUCCUAUUUCAGUUAUUGCACCAACUUCCUAUUCAGAGGUUGUUAAGAUUUCACAUUGUAGGAGCUGAUCAUAAAAUUAACCGGAGAGAUCUUACUAGAGAGUAUCAAUUUCGGAACAGUUUCGAACUUAUUUACUAUCGGUAUCAUAAGAGGAGGUUUGUAUUUAAACAAGCAUUGGAUCCUAUAGUUAGCAGCAUUGUUAAGAGAGCAGAGAAUCUCACUUUUGAGGGCGUGCCCUGCUUGAGGAAUCUGGUGAGCGACUUGGAUGAAGAUGGAUUUGUCAACCUGAGAAGGCUUAAAUUAGACCAUGAGGUACACCAAUGCCUUAUUGAAUCCACCACCAAUUUAGUUGCUCGACAGGUUUUCGAAAAUUUGGUGUUCAUGGAAUUAGAUCAUGUGAAUUUGGAAGAAAUAUGUCGUGGGAAUCUUCCACCUCGGUGCUUCAGUCAGCUUCGGGAGAUGAAACUUAAGUACACAAAUAUUAAGCAUUUGUGGAAGGGGCCAAUUGAACCUCCGUCACUUUGCAGCCUCAGAAUUGUUGAGCUAAGAUACUGCCAUCGAAUUGUAACUCUCUUCUCACAAUCAACGCUGAAAUGUCUAGUGAAACUCCAAAAGCUAGUAGUUCAUCAGUGUACAAACUUGGAAAGCAUUGUCAUGAGGGAAGAAAGUGUGAACGAGGAAGUGCUUGAGCUACCCCUACUCGAAACUUUAGUGAUGCAAGAAUCAGGCUUGUUGUGUUUUGACUCCAAACGUGAAACAGCCAGAGCUUUUCUCAACCAGUGGUCAUAUUCUAGUCCUUGA